GCGUCUUCCCCUUCCAGUUACAAAAGGGUGCCUUCCACUUCCUCCUGUUACAAAAGGGCACUUUCCACACUCAACUAAAACAACCACAACCACACCCACUACUACUAACAUUACAAAACCCACUACCAUCUCAGAACCCACCACCACAGCAACCAUCACUUCUACAGAGCCCACCACUAUAGCAAUCACCAUCACUUCCUCUGAACCGACCAACACAACUACCACCACUUCCACAGAACCCACCACCAUAGCAACAACAAUCACUGAUACAGAAUCUGCCUCCACAGCAACUAUCACUACUACUCAAUCUACUACCACCACACCAACCAUAACCACUGAAUCCAUCACCUCUACAGAAUCCAUGACAGAAACUACCACUGCAUCCACAGAGCCCACCAUAAGAGAAACCACCACUCUUUCCACAGAGUCUGCAACCACAGCAACCACCACUACUUCCACAGAAUCCUCCAUGGCAACCUUCAUUACUUACACAGAGCCUAUCACAAUAGAAACUACCACCACUUCCUCAAAACUCACCAAUAAAACAGCAACCAUCCCUACCACAGAGCCCAAAAGAGCAACCACCAUCACUUCAAAUGAAUCUGCCACCAUAACAGCAACCAUCACCACUUCCACAGAAUCCUCCACCACAGCAACCAUCAUCACUACUACAGAACCUACCACAAUAGUAACCAAUACUGUUUCCAUUGAACCCACCACCACAGCAACCACUUCAGCUGAACCUAUCACCACAACAGGAAACAAUACAACUUCCACAGACUCUACCGAAGCUGCCAUUAUUAUUUCCACAGAACCCAACAAAAUAGCAACCACCACUACUCCCACUUAUCCCUUCACCACAGCAACCACCAUCACUUCUACAGAACACACUAUUACAGCUACCACUAUACAAUCCACAGAAUUGCUCAGCACAGCAACCAUCAUUGCUACUACUCCAGAACACACAACCACUAUUUCUUCUAGAGAACCAACCACCACAGCAACCACAAGUUCAACUGAACCAGCCACCACAAUAGCAACCACCAUCACUUCCACUGAACCAUAUACUACUGUCACAAAAUACUCCACAGCAAGCAACAUUACUUCCAUGGAGCCUGCUGCAAUAGAAACCACCACUUCCACAGAACCCAUUGAUAAAACACCAACCAUUCCUACCACAGAGCCCACCACAGAAACCACUACCAGUUCAUCUGAACCUAUCACAAUAGCAACCAUCACUUCCACAGAGCCCACCACCAUUUCAACUGAACCUACAAAGAAAAUAGCAGCCAAACUUCCCACAGAGCACACCACAACAGCAAUUACCACCACUUCAACUCAACCUAACACCUCAGUAGGAAAAACCAUAACUUCUACAGAAUCUACUACCAUUUCCACAGAAUCCACCACAGCAACUAUCAUUACUUCCACAGAACCUACCACAACAGUGACAACUACUUCCACAGAGUCCACCAACCCAGGAACCAUGACCAUUUCAACUGAACCUUCUGCUAAACCUGUAACCAUCAUUUUCACAGUGCCAACCACCAUAGCAACUACCACCACUUCAACUGAAACUACCACAACAGGAAACAUUAUAACUUCCAAGGAACCUGCCAUGACAGCAAUAAACAUCACUUCUUCAGAGCACACCACCAUAGCAAACACCACCACUUCUACAGAACUGACCAACACAGUAGCCACUGUAACUUCAACUGAACCUACCCCAACACCAGCAACCAUCACUUACGUAGAGCCCACCAUCACAGCAACCAACACUGCUUCUACUGAACCUCCCACCACAGCAGCAGCCAUCACCAUGUCCACUGAACCUUAUAAAAGUUCCACAGAAUAUACCACAGCCACCAUUACUAUUUCUACAGAACCCACUACAAUAGCAACCACCACCACUUUCAUAGAGCCCACCACCACAGUAAACACCACUUCUUCCACAGAAUCACCCACCACAGCAACCAUUGUCACUUCCUCAGAACCUACCACAUUUUCAACAACCAUAACUUCCACAGGUCCCACAACCCAAGCAACAACCAACACCUCUGCAGAAUCAACCACCACAGCAACCACUACAGCUUCCAUGGAACCUACAACCAAAGCAACAAUCAACACCUCUGUAGAACCCACCUCCAUAACAACAACCAUCACUUCUACAGAGCCCACCACUACAGCAGUAACCACUACUUCCUUGGAAUCCCCCAACAUAACGAACAUCUUGACAAUUAUAAAACCCACCACAAGAGCAACCAUCACAGCUUCCACUGAAACCCUCACCACAGCAAACACCCCCAGCUCCAUAGUAUCAACCAUCAGAACACCAACCAUUACCACUUCCACAGAACCCUAUACCACUUCCACAGAAUCUACCACAGUAACUACCAUUACUUCCACAGAGCCCACUAUUACAGCAAUCACCAAUAUUUCUGCAGAAUCCCACACCACAGCAACAAUCAUCACUAGUACAAAACCCACCACCCAAGCAAUCACUAUCACUUUGGCUGAACCUACCACAACAACAGGAACUACCACAACUUCCACAGACAUUAUUACGCAUGCAACAAUCACGUCUAUGGAAUCUACCACCACUGAACCCACCAUAACAUCAACUAUCACUUCCACCAAGCCCACUAAUCCAACAACCACAGCUACUUUAACUAAACCUAGAACCACAACAGCAACCAUCACUUCCACAGAACCCCCCACCACAGCAACCAUUAUUACUUCAGAACCUACUAUCAAGAAAACCACCAUCACUUUGACUGUACCUAUCACCUCAAACAGAACCACUACAACUUCUACUGAACCUAGUGCCACAGCUACAAUCUUCACUUCUAGAGAAUCCACCAACAUACCAACCACAACCACUUCCACUGAAUCAACCACAAUGGCCACCAUCAACACAAACAAUGAACUUUAUACCACUUCCACAGAAUCCAUAGCAGCCACCAUCAUUACUUCCACUGAAUCAGCCACAGUAGCAAACAAAAUCACAAAGCCUACCACUACAGCAACCAUCACCAUGUCCAAAGAAUCUCCCACCACAUCAACCAGCAUCACUACUACAGAAUCUACCACAUUAGCAACCCGCACCACUUCCACUGAUCUCAAUACUACAGCAACCCCUACCUCUCUAACUGAAUCUACUACCACAACAGGAACCACUACAACUUCCAUACAACCCACAGCCACAGCAAUAAUCAACACUUCUGAAGAAUCCAUCACCACAGGAACCACCACUUCUACUGAGCCCAACACCAGAGAAACUACUACCACUUCCAUAGAAACCACCAACAAGACAGCUACCAUUUCCACUUCCACAGAACAUUAUGCAACUACCACAGAAUCUACUAUACCAGCCAUCAUUAAAGAGCCAACCACCACAGUAACCACCACCAAUUCAACUGGACCUACCACCACAACAGCAACCAUUACCACAGAACCCUAUCCCACUUCCAAAAAACCUACCACCACCACCACAGCAGUCAUCACUUCCACAGAUUCCACUACCAUAGCAACUACCACCAUUUUCACAGAACCCAUCACCACAACAGCAACCAUCACGUCCACAGAGCCUUCCACUGCUGUAACCACUGCUACUUCCACAGAAUUUCCCACCAUAGCAACCAUCAUAACUACUACAGAACCUGCCACAACAGAAACCACCACUGUUUCCACUGAACAAAUCACCAUAGAAAGCAUUAUCACUUCAACUGAACCUACUACAACAGGAACCACAACUUCUAGAGAUACCACCAGCACAGCAACAAUCAUUACUUCCACAGAAUCCACCACUGCAGCAAUCAACACCACUGCAACUGAAUCUGCCACCACAACAGGGUCAAUCACAACUUCCACAGAUAUUACCAACACUAUAGGAACAAAUAUCAGUUCUAUAGAGUCCAACACCACUUUCAUAGAACCCUAUAUCACUUCUGAACCAUCCACCACAGCAACCAUAUUUACUUCCACAGAAUCCACAAUAGCAACCACUGCAACUUCCAUAUCACCCACCACCACAAUGGCAACAAUUAAUUCCACAGAGCCCAACACUACAGCAAUAUCCACCACUUCAUCUGAACCUGCCACCACAAUACAAAUCACCACCACUUCCAUAGGACCUACUACCAAAGAAACAACUAUCACUUCCAAAGAUUCAACCAAAACACCAAUCGCCACCACUUUAACUGAGCCUACCAACAAAACAGCAAACAUCAUCACUUCCACAGGACCCUACACUGCUCCCAUGGAAUUUACCAUGAUAGCAACCACCACCAAUUCCACAGGACCCACCCUUUCAACAGCAUCCAUCACUACCACAGAUUCUACCACCACAGAAAGCACUACUACUUCCACAGAGACCCCCACCACAGCAACAAUAGUCACAUCUACAGAACCUUCCACAUUGGCAACCACCAUUAUUUCCACAGAACCCAUCAUCAAAACAGCAAUGAUCACUUCUACAGAACCUACCACUGUAGUAACUACCACUAUUUCCACAGAAUUGCCCAAUACAGCAGCCAUCAUCACCACUACAGAACCCACAACAACAAGCACCACUGCUUCCACUGAAAACAGCACCACUUCAAAUAAACCUCCCACCACAUCAGCAACCUUCACUUCUACAGAACCCUAUACAGCUUCCACAGAAUUAACCACAAAAGCCAUCAUUACCUCCACAGAACCCACCACAGUAGCAAUGAACAACAUUUCCCCAGAACCCACCACCACAGUUUCCAUGAUUACUUCCACAGAGUCCACCACCACACCAGCAAUAUUCACCCCUACAGAAUCCACCUCCAUAGCAACCACCAGCACUUCCACAGAAAUUCCAGCCACAGAUAUUAUCAAUACUAAUACAGAACUCACUACAAGAGCAGUCACUGCUUCCACUGUGCCCACCACCACCACUUCCACAGAGCCCACCACCACAUUGGUAACCAGUAACACUUCCAGAGAACCUUAUUCCACAUCCAUAGAAUCCACCACAGCAACCAUAUUUACCUCUACAGAACCCACCACAAUAGCAAACACCAUGACUUCUACAUCAUUUACCACCAAAAUGGGAACAAUUACUUCCACAGAGCCCACUACAGCAACUACCACUUCAUCUGAACCAACCACCACAACAGAAAGCUUCACCACUUCCAUGGAAGCCUAUGCUACUUCCACAGGAUCCACCAAAAUAGCAACCACUAACACUUCCAUUUAUCCCACCAUCACUGCCACAGAGCCUACCACUAUAGCAACCACAAGUAUAUCCACAGAAUCCCCCACCACAACCAUCACUACUAUAGAACCUACCAUAGCAACAACCAACACAGGUUUCACCAAUCUCACUUCCACAGCAAUCACUACUUCAACUGAAUCUCUCACCACUACAGGAAUCACCACAAUGGCCACAGAGCAAACCACAGGAGCAGUCAUCAUUGAUUCUACAGAACCCACCACCACAGCAACCCCAGUCACUUCAACUGAACCUACCACCACAACAUCAACCAUCACCACUUUCACAAAAUCCACCAUCACAUCAGCACCCAUCAGUUUCAUAGCACCCACUGCUACAGCAACAUUCACUACUUUACCAGAAUUCGCUACCACACCAACCAGAUUUACUACUAAAGAACCAACCACGCCAGCAAUCACUACCCCCUCUACUGAACCUACUACCACACCAGCAAUAACCACUUCCAUAAAAUCCACCACCAGAACAGCAACCACUACCACUUCCACAGAACCCUACAUCACUUCCACAGAGUCUACCACAGCAAACACCAUUACUUCCAUAGAGCCCACCACCACAGCAACCACCACUACAUCUGAAGAAUCCCACAACAGGGCAAAACUCAUCACUACUAUAGAACUCAUCAGCAAAGGAAUAACCACCACUUCAACUGAACCUACCACUGCAAUAGGAACCACCACCACCUCCACAGAACCCACCACGAGAGAAAAUAUCUUCACUUCUAGAGAAUCCUCUACCACAUCAGACACAAUCACUGUAAGUGAACCCACCACCACAGCAACCACCAAUUCCACUGAACCUAGCACCAAAAUAGCAACUAUCACCACUUCCACAGAACCCUAUGCCACUAACAGAGAAUCCACUACCACAACAGCACCCAUCACUCCCACAGAGCCUGCCACUACAGUAGACAUCACUACUUCCACAGAAUUCCCCAACACAGCAACCUUCAUCAGUACUACAGUACCCAUCACAUCAGCCACCACCCCUGCUCCCACUGAAUUCAUAACCCCAGCAACCAAAAUCACUUCAACUGAACCUACCACCACAGCAGGAACCAUCACCACCCCCACAGAACCCACCACCCAAGCAACAAUCUUUUCACCUAGAGAAUCCUCUGCCACCACAACCACAACCACUGUAACUGAACCCACUACCACAGCAACCACCAAUCCCACUGAACUUACCACAAUAGCAACUAUCCCCAUUUCCACAGAUUCCACCUCCACCACAGCAGCUAUCACUUACACAGAACCUGCCACAAUAGCAAGCACAGCUAUUUCCAGAGAACCCAUUGCCACAACAGCAACCAUCACUUCCACAGAGCCUGCCACUACAGUAGCCAUCACUACCUCCACAGAAUUCCCCAACACAGCAACCAUCAUCAGUACUACAGAACCCACCACAACAGCAACCACUCCUGCUUCCACUGAACACAUAAACACAGCAACAAUUACCACUUCAGAUGAACCUCUUCCCACAACAGGAACCACCACAACUUCCAGUGAAUCAACCACAAGAGAAACAAUAACCACUUCUACAGAAUCUACCACCAUAGCAACCACCAUUACUCCAACAGAACUUACCACGACACCAGCAGCCACUGCCAAUUUGACAGAACCUACCAUGAUCACGUCAGCACCCAUCAGUUUCACAGCACCCAGUUCUAUAGCAACCGUCAGUAUAUUACCAGAACUCUCCACCACAGCAAACAGUAUCACCACUACAGAACCCAGCAGAACAGCAAUCACCACUGCUUCCACUGAACCCACCACCACAGCAACAAUAAACACUUCCAUAAAAUCCACCACCAGAACAGCAACCACCGCCACUUCCACAGAACCCUGCACCAUUUCCACUGAGUCUACCACAGCAAACACCAUUAAUUCCAUAGAGUCCACCACCACAGCAACCACCACUACAUCUGCAGAAUCCCGCAACAAUGAAAAACUCAUCUCUACCAUAGAACUCAUCAGCAAAGAAAUAAUCACUACUUCAACUGAACCUACCACCACAACAGGAACCACAACUUCAUCCAGAGAACCCACCACCGGAGCAAAUCUCUUCACUUCUAGAAUCAACCACACCACAUCAACCACAACCACUGUAAGUGAACCCAGAACCAGAGCAGCAACCACCAAUCCCACUGAACCUAGCACCAAAAUAGCAACUAUAACCACUUCCACAGACCACUAUGCCACUACCAGAGAAUCUACUACCACAACGGCACCCAUCAUUCCCACAGAGCCUGCCACUACAGUAGCCAUCACUACCUCCACAGAAUUCCCCAACACAGCAACCAUCAUCAGUACUACAGAACUCACCACAACAGCCACCACUCCUGCUCCCACUGAACACAUAACCACAGCAACCAUCACCACUUCAAAUGAACCUCUCCCCACAACAGGAACCACCACAACUUCCACAGAAUCAACCACAAGAGAAGCAAUAGCCACUUCUACAGACUCUACCACCACAGCAACCACCAUUACUGCAACUGAACUUACCACCACAAAAGCAGCCACUACCACUUUGACAGAGCCCACCAUCUCAUCAGCACCCAUCAGUUCCAUUGCACCCGCUGCUGCAGCCAUCAGUACUUCACCAGAACCCUCCACCACAGCAAACAGUAUCAAUACUACAGAAACCACUGGAACAGAAAUCACCACCCCUUCAACCCAACUCACUGCCACAGCAGCAACAACCACUCCCAUAAAAUCUACCACCAGAACAGCAACCAUUACCUCUCCCACAGAACCCAAUACCACUACCAUUGACUCUACCACAGCAACCAUCAUUACUUCCAUAGAGCCCACCACUAUGGCAACCACUUCCACAGAAUCCCACGCCACAGCAACAAUAAUCACUACUACCAAACUCACCACCAAAAAAAUCACCACACUUUAACUGAACCUAUCACCACAACUGGAACUUCCACAACCUCCAAAGAACCCACUACAAGAAAAACAAUCAGUUUUACAGAAUCUAUCACCAUAUCAACCAUGACUGCUUUAACUGAACCCAGCAGCACUUCUGCUACUAUUUCUAAUCUCUAACACCACAGCAACCACCACCAAUUCCACCGAACUUACUACCACCAGAGGA
Odocoileus virginianus texanus is the source of this 8362-nucleotide messenger RNA. The record is from RefSeq and is a predicted model, not a curated record. Lineage: Eukaryota; Metazoa; Chordata; Mammalia; Artiodactyla; Cervidae.